Messenger RNA from Didymodactylos carnosus, 2160 nucleotides. The record is from the annotation of a GenBank genome assembly. NCBI's taxonomy places the organism in Eukaryota, Metazoa, Rotifera, Eurotatoria, Philodinida, Philodinidae.
AUGUACGACCAGAAACGUGAGUACGGUAAAGCAUUAGAGCAUUAUGAGAAGGCACUUGAAAUCAGCGUCAAAUCAUUACCAUCAGUUCAUCCAGCAUUAGCAACUAUAUAUAGUCAAGUUGGAGCAGUUCACGCAGAGAAUCAUGAAUACGACAACGCAAUGGAGAAUUAUGAAAAGGCACUCGAAAUCACCUUGACAUCAUUAUUAUCAAAUCAUCCCUCAUUACCAACUACAUAUACGAAUACUGGAAAAAUCUUCGACGCGAAAUGCGCAACCGAUCAAGCAUUAGAGAACUAUGAAAAAGCACUUGCAAUCCCCUUGAACUCAUUACCAUCAAAUCAUCCCGCAUUACCUACUACAUACACCAAUACUGAAAGAGUCGUCGACAAGAAAGGCGCCUACUAUAAAGCUUUAGAGAACUAUGAAAAGGCACUUGAAAUCAGCUUGACAUCAUUACCAUCAAAUCAUCCCUCAUUGCCAAAUACAUACGCGAAUAUUGCAUUCAUCUUCGACAAAAAAGGCGUCUACGAUAAAGCAUUAGAGAACUAUGAAAUGGCACUUGAAACCAGCUUGAGAUCAUUACCAUCAAAUCAUUCAGUAUUAGCAACUAUAUAUAAUCAUAUUGGAGCACUUUACGCUCAGAAAGAUGCAUACAAUAAAGCAAUAGAGAAUUAUAAAAUGGCACUUGAAAUCAGCUUGACAUUAUUACCAUCACAUCAUUCAGUGUUAGCAACUAUCUAUAAUCAUGCUGGAGCCGUUAGCGCUGAGAGAGGUGCGUAUGAUGAAGCAUUAAAGAGUUAUGAAAAGGCACUCGAAAUCAGUUUGAAAUCAUUACCAUCAAAUCAUCCAAAAGGCGCAAACGAUAAAGCAUUAGAGAACUAUGAAAAAGCACUUGAAAUCCGCUUGAAAUCAUUACCGUCAAAUCAUCCCUCAUUACCAAGUUCAUACAUUAAUAUUGGAUUCAUAUUCGAGCAGAAAGGUGCGCACGAUAAAGCAUUGAAGAACUAUGAAAAUGCACUUGAAAUCAGCUUGAAAUCAUUACCAUUAAAUCAGCCAGGAUUAGCAACUAUAUAUAGUCAUAUUGCAGGAGUUUGCGCUGAGAAAGGUGCAUAUGAUAAAGCAUUAGAGAAUUAUGGAAAGGCACUUGAAAUCAGGUUGACAUCGAUGCCAGAAAAUCAUUCAGUAUUAACAACUACAUACAGAAAUAUUGGAUGCAUCUUCGACAAGAAACGGGCAAACGAUAAAGCAUUAGGGAACUAUGAAAGGGCCAUUGGAAUGGACGUGGCAUCAUUACCAUCAAAUCAUCCACCAUUAGCAACUAUCUAUAAUCAUGCUGGAUCCGUUAGCGCUGAAAAUGGUGCAUACGAUGACGCAUUAGAGAAUUAUGAAAAGGCGCUUGAAAUCAGCUUGAAAUCAUUACCAUCAAAUCAUCUAGUAUUAGCAACUAGAUAUAAUCAUAUUGCGGUAGACGAUAAAGCAUUACAGAAGUAUGAAAAGCUGAGCAAAAUCGUGUGGAUGUCAUAUAAAGUAAAUCAUCAACCAUUAGCAACUACAUAUAGUGAUAUUGGAAUGGUUUACGCUGAGAAAGGUGCAUAUGAUAAAGCAUUAGAGAAUUUUGAAAAGGCACUUGAAAUGAGCUUGAGAUCAGUACCAUCAAAUGAUCCAGUGUUAGUAACGAGAUAUGGUUAUAUUGCAUCAGUUUACGCUGAUAAAGGUGCAUACGAUAAAGCAUUAGAGAACUAUGAAAAAGCACUUGAAAUCCGCUUGACAUCAUUACCGUCUAAUAUUGGCUCGUUACCAAGUUCAUACGCUAAUUUUGCAUUCAACUAUAAAAAGAAAGGUGCAUUCGAUAAAGCAUUAGAGAACUAUGAAAAGGCACUCGAAAUGAACUUGAAAUCAUUACCAUCGAAUCAUCCGUUAUUAGCAGCUAUGUAUAAUCAUAUCGGAUCCGUUUACGCUGAGCAACACCGAUACCAUAAAGCACUAGAAAAGUGUGGAAAAACAUCAGGUUAUGACAGUAUGGCACUUGUAGAUUAUUUACAAGGUGAUUAUGAGAAAGCAUUAAUAUUACCUGAAAGGCUCGUGGAAUGUACUUGUUUUUUCUCGGAUAAAUCGCCCUUGUCCUGGAAGAACACACGGGAACAUGGCAGGAGUGUAUAG